AUGUCAUCAGCACCAACCUUUGCCACCCCUCUCGUACAGAGCACCCGCUCCUCCAUCCUGCAAUAUACAUUCCCCAAGCCGCACCAUAACCUCGUUCUCACCGGCCGGUCCCGCGCAGCGUGGCACACGUCCUUCGUCAUCCCUCAGCUGGACGUCCUUCUAGACGCCGGGCUGUGCGUGAACAAGCUCCGGCCGCGCAACGUCUUCAUCACCCACGGCCACAGCGACCACACCCUCGUGACGCCCGCCUUCGUGCAGACCCAGGACCCGCCGGACGUCUACUGCCCGUCCGAGGUGGAGCCCGUGCUGGAGGGCUACAUCGUCGCGCACAAGCGCCUCGACAAGGGCGGCGUCGUCCCCGAAGGCGUGGCCGUCAACCACCGCCACCGGAUGCACGGCGUGCGCCACGGCACCGUCGUCGACCUCGGAUCCCAGGCCGGCAUCACCGUCACCGCCUUCGACUGCGACCACACCGUCCCCUGCCUGGGCUACCUCUUCAGCUCGACCACCCGCCGCCUCAGGGCCGAGUACGUCGGCCUGCCCGCCGCCGAGAUCAAGCGCAUCAGGCACGAGGUUGGGGGCGCCGACAACAUGACCGCCCCCUUCACCAGACCCGUCUUCGCAUUCCUGGGGGACACCACCGCCGCCACGCUCGCCGCCGCGCCGGACUGGCUCGCCGAGGGGGAGGGGAUCCCCGUCGUCAUCACCGAGUGCAGCUUCCUCCGGGACGAGCACUACGCCCAGGCCCAGAAGACGAAACAUACUGCCUGGAAGGACCUCGAGCCCGUGGUGCGGAGGUGGCCGCGUACGACCUUUGUCCUUACGCAUUUCAGUAUGCGUUAUAGUGAUAGGGAAGUAGUCGACUUCUUCAAGGGUCUGGACCAUUGUCCUUCUAAUAUUGUCAUCUGGGCGGACGGGGAGGCUUAA
Messenger RNA from Geosmithia morbida, 927 nucleotides. RefSeq names its product ribonuclease Z. NCBI's taxonomy places the organism in Eukaryota, Fungi, Ascomycota, Sordariomycetes, Hypocreales, Bionectriaceae. The record is from RefSeq and is a predicted model, not a curated record. The transcript has a single exon. Bases 1 to 927 code for a protein of 308 amino acids.